Molecule: messenger RNA, 2591 nt
Organism: Hyalella azteca
Lineage: Eukaryota; Metazoa; Arthropoda; Malacostraca; Amphipoda; Hyalellidae
Product: neuronal acetylcholine receptor subunit alpha-7
Exons: 9
Coding region: 720-2078 (452 amino acids)
Biological process (GO): regulation of membrane potential; chemical synaptic transmission; signal transduction
Cellular component (GO): membrane; synapse; neuron projection
Molecular function (GO): neurotransmitter receptor activity; transmembrane signaling receptor activity; extracellular ligand-gated monoatomic ion channel activity
Source: RefSeq, a predicted model, not a curated record
AAUUUGAUACAGGUACUUUUGCAUUCAUAUCUUAAUGGAAUAUGUACCAAAAUUCUAUUGAACCUCAUUAUAAAGAUUCAAAAUAUAUGGAUUUACUGAUGAAAAUGUUUUGCAGCUAACUAUAUUUUAUAUUAUAGGCAAUAUAGAUUUUCUUGUAGUCAUCAGACCGAAGGUAGCGACAACAGACCGAGGGUAGUGGCGUCAGACCGAGGGUAGCGAUAUCAGACCGAGGGUAGCAACAUCAGACCGAGGUUAGCCAUAUCAGACCGAAGGUAGCGACAACAGACCGAGGUUAGCCAUAUCAGACCGAAGGUAGCGACAACAGACCGAAGGUAGUGGCAUCAGACCGAGGGUAGCGAUAUCAGACCGAGGGUAGUGACAUCAGACCGAGGGUAGCGACAUCAGACUGAGGGUAGCGACAUCAGACCGAAGAUAGCGGCAUCAGACCGGGGUUAGCGACAUCAGACCGAGGGUAGCGGCAUCAGACCGAGGGUAUAGCGGCAUCAGACCGAGGGUAGCGACAACAGACCGAGGGUAGCGAUAUCAGACCGAGGGUAGCGACAUCAGACCGAGGGUAGUGACAUCAGACCACCGAGGGUAGCGACAACAGACCGAGGGUAGCGAUAUCAGACCGAGGGUAGCGACAACAGACCGAGCGUAGCGAUAUCAGACCGAGGGUAGCGACAUCAGACCGAGGGUAGUGACAUCAGACCGAGGGAAUGGCCAGGGUUAUCAGCUGCGCUGGUCUCGUUCUCGUUGUCCUGCUCGCCGCAUUGGGCGGGGUGCGCGGAGGCCAGCACGCAGAGACGGAGCUGCGCAGGCUGCUGCUGGCAGACUAUGAUAGUGACAGCCUGCCUGAACGCGGCCUCAACCUGUCACUCAGUGUCACUAUUCUGGGCAUAGACAUGGACGAACAGAAGCACACGCUCUUUGUGGACGUCUGGAUGAAAAUGAAAUGGUACGACCGGCGCUUGAUGUGGAACAACGAGAGCUACCCUGGCAUCGAAUAUCUCUCGUUCUCCAAGGGACAUCUCUGGAGGCCUGACCUCAGCCUCUAUAACAACGCUGACAUGGGCGUGUCAGACCCGUUCACGAGCACGAAGAUGUUGCUGUGGCCGCACGGCAAGGUGCUGUGGGUGCCCACUGCACGUCUGCCCGCGACGUGCGUCAUGGACCUGACGUACUGGCCUCAUGACGUGCACAACUGCAUCGUCAAAGUGGGGUCAUGGGUGCACAGCCAGAAGGUCAUGGACCUGAAGAAGUACAGCGAGAGUACUUUGGAAACGAUGAUUCCUAAGAAAAUAAUCCACGGCGAUGAAGAGAAAGACGAUGAGAAAGAGCAGAGCAAGCAGCAGAGCGACGUGAACGCUUUGUCACGAGGCACGUGGAUUCUCACGGACAAACGUACGAGUUUCACGGGCAAGAUUUACUCGUGUUGUCCUGAGACGUACGUGAGCAUGAAACUUGCGCUCACGGUCAAGCGAAACGCCCCCGCUUACUCCUGGAUGGUCAAAGUUCCAGCCGUAGUUCUGAGUCUGAUGACGAGCCUGAUCUUCAUGAUGCCCCCUGGGAGCACCGAGAAGCUGGUGGUGGGUUGCCUGCUGGUGCUGCUGCAGCUACAGUUCCUGGCAUACGUAGACGACGUCGUGGUGCUCUCGCCCUCACACACGCCUCUUAUAGUGCAGUACGUGAGCGAGCAAGUGCUGCUGACGGGGCUGUUCGUGCUGCUGUCAGCGGUGCUGCUGCGUGUCGUGUCAGACCCUCACGCUGACACAUUCCCGCGCGUCUUCCGCAAGCCUGUCGCGCUGCUCGAGCGAGUGCUCUUCUUGUCAGCCUACAGGUUCAAGGCUGAGCAGACUUGCUCGAAAUGGCAGAAGUCUUCCCGCGCCAAAGGCCACAACGGCGCCACGGACGAGAACGCGGCCAUCGUCGUCGAUCAUCACGACCAAGACGAGACUUUCCCACACGUCGUGUCUGCCGAGUGGCUGCUGCUGGGAGCUUUGCUCGACAGGAUCUUCCUUAUCCUUUACCUGUUGAUCUUCAUCAUCAAACUGCUGUGUUACUGCGGGGUCUUCUAGAGUCCCUAGAGUCCUUAGGAGGUCGAAAACCUCCAGCUAGAGUCCAUAGAAAACGCUGUUGAUCUUCAUCAUCAAGCUGCUGUGUUACUGCGGGGCCUUCUAGAGUCCCUGGAGUGCUUAAGAGGUAAAAAAAAACUUCUAGAGUCCAUAGGAAACGCUGUUGAUCUUCGCCUCCAAGCUGCCCUGUUACUGAGGGUUCUUCUAGAGCUUCUAGGGAACGCUGAUCUUCAUCUUCAAGCUGCUCUGUUACUGCGGGAUCUUCUAGAGUCUCUAGGGAACGCUGAUCUUCAUCUUCAAGCUGCUCUGUAACUGAGACGUCUUCUAGAGUCCCUAGUUAACGCUGUAGAUCUCCUCGCUCAACCUUCUCUAGCAAGAGUAACUAUGUUAUUCAUGAGCUGCCGUCAGCAAUUGAAAUAAAUAAGUCUUCGAUAUAGACAGCUUCAGAUGUUCAUUAUUUGAAUAGUAUUUGGCGAAUUUCUUGGAUUUUUAAUAAAGAAUUGUUAGAACUACUUU